Molecule: messenger RNA, 2058 nt
Organism: Stomoxys calcitrans (stable fly)
Lineage: Eukaryota; Metazoa; Arthropoda; Insecta; Diptera; Muscidae
Gene: sigmar
Product: tumor necrosis factor alpha-induced protein 8-like protein
Exons: 5
Coding region: 159-791 (210 amino acids)
Biological process (GO): regulation of apoptotic process
Cellular component (GO): cytoplasm
Source: RefSeq, a predicted model, not a curated record
UCGUUAACUUCACUAUUUAUUUACAGUGUUUUGUGCAUUUUUAGUAUUGUUUCCCAAUAUUUAAUAAUUAAUAAAAAAAUACAGAGUACAUGUUCGUAGUUUCUAUCAAACUGUAAAAUUUCUUGGGGUUACGCCACAAUCAAAGAAAAGCUAUCAAUAUGGCUGCCGAAGGAUUUCGUCAAUGUUUACUACUUUGGAGUGUCGACUAUUGGAACUUAGAAGUCAUGGCGGACGGAAUUUUCAAGUCGAGAGACAUUGGCCUUCGCGCUCAGAAAAAAAUACUUUCCCGCAUGGCAACAAAAAAUAUUGCUAAAACAUUCAUUGAUGGUACAACUGCAUCACUUUUGGAUAACUUAUAUCGCCUUUGCAAAUUACACACUGGGAACAAAAUUAAGGCUGAGAAAAUAAUCAAAAAUAUAAUAAAAAUUGUAAUUAAAAUUGGAGUUUUACAUCGCAAUAACCAAUUCAACGAGGACGAACUAAAGUACGUCGAAACUUUUAAAAAGAAAUUUCAGAACACACAACUAGCUGUCAUAUCUUUUCACGAGGUAGACUAUAGCUUCGACCUGCCGUAUUUACAAAAAUCUAUAUGUGAAUCACAAGAGUCGCUGAAAUCAAUUGUUCAGAAGCAUUUAACAGAAAAAUCCUUAAAUCGUAUAGAUGAAGUAUUUGAUUUUUUUAGCGACGUCACAUUACUUGAGACUGCCUUUAAACCGGAUUCACCAUAUCGCGAGGUCAUGGGUAAAAUCGUCGCCGAUAUCAAUACUGCCAUGGAAAUAGGCGAUAUAUAAAAAUAAUAAAACAAAUUGUACCAAAGAACCAUAACACCUAUUACCUUCUACCUAUAAUAUUUACACUAAAUAAUACACAACAUAUCCAAUGUUCCGAACCAGUAAUUUUAGAGAAUUGGAACUUAUCACACAGAAACUGUAUUUUUACAGCUGCAUUAUAUUUUCAUUACAGAAUUAUUUGUUAGGUGUCCCUGAAGCUUCGGGGUAUAGCAUUCCAAAAAAGUUGAGCAGUGAUUAUAUUCCAUACAUACAUUUCAAGUUCUUUUGCGAACUCUAUGAAAUCUAUAUUCUGCAAGAUUCGAUUUUUGAAAUGUGGGCAAGUAUUUUUAUUAUAUUUAAAUUCAAAUUGAUGUAUCGGAGUUCGGAGUGCCAGAAGAAUGUAUAUAUUUAUAUUUACAUAUUUUUUCUUAAAAAUUUCCUUGGGAACAAAAGAAAGUAUUCAAAAUGUCAGGUUUUAUCUAUACGGUAGAUUUCGAACCCUAUUUUGAAGACAUUUAUAUUGAACAAUAGUGUUCAAUUAUUUUAUCAAUUUAUAUUUUUUACCUCUUUGAGGAAAUUCGUUUAAUAUUUUGCAUUUCUUUUAGCAGUCCAGGAUCACAAAGAAGCCCCACUCCCUUGUUCUGAAUAAAAUUCAAUUCUUUUCAAUAGACUAGUCCAACGAAAAUCUUGGCCAAGAGAAUCGCCAAUGUACUUAAUAUUAAAUGUUUGUUCAAAACAAACCGUGCGAUUUUAAUGAACAUUCACGCAUGAUUUCUUUACAUACUAAAGAAAUAUGUACGUAUUUUCCGCAUAUGUAUAUAUCAUACCUAAACCAGAUGUCUGUCUGUAAAGCAUGUUAAAAUGCUCCAUGGAAUAUGUUUAAUUAGAUAAAAAUACCUUACCAUGCCCUUUAAGUCUUAUUCGAAAUAAUGCAUAAAAGUUCUAAAGUAAUAUAUACUGAGCAAUUGAGGGAAUUGUGUAAGUUUAUCUGCAUACAAUAUUUUCUAAGCUUUACAUUAAUAACAUAACAUAUAUACUAAUAUAGACUAGCUAUAUAAUUCGUGUAUUAAUUUAAGUAAAAAAAAAUUAUAAUAUUUGUACUUUUUCACAUGAUUGAAUGAGAAACCUUUGUACUCGUGUUAAAUCCAAAAGCAAUUGCACAUGAUAUUUGACCAUACCCGUAUUUAUUUGCAUUAAAUGUGUUAAUCAGUAAAUUAAAUGUCUUGUUUUAUACUUUUAAUAAAGGAGAAUCGAGCGAAUAAAAGUCUACACAGAAAAAUUUCACAAA